CUCCACUCCACUCCACCUUUUGCCCAACUCCCGUUUCUUCCACGAUACUCCAGCGCAUUCCCUGCCGCCCCUAAUUUUCUGCCUGACCGUUCCUUUCGUCCUUCUUUGCAUCGUGCACAUCUUAUCUCAUCGUCAUCUAUUUCUUUAAUCGUUUUCCUCUUCGCCCGAGAACCGCGUCACGCAUCACGCGAUUUUCCGCUCAUUUUUUUCCCUUUAUUCUCAUCUCGCGUCACGCCUCGUCGGACCUCCGGCCACGCUAACAAACACGCUUUGUCGCCGUCACUCAAGGGGCAAACACACAUACAAAUUUCAGUCACAAGAGCACCUGCAGAACCUGUAGCCACCCUCCAAACGUCACGUCCACACAUAAUCCCCGCGGGGCAAGACAGUUUGAGAGCAGAGAGACCCGCGACUAUUACUCUGAAAAAAAAAGGACAUCGCAAAUUAGCUGUGAUUUCGUGCUAUUUCACUCUGUAACCCCGUCCACAUCCGCCGAGAGGCUUGCCACCGGCGCAUAGACUUGUCUGCAGUAGUUCUACCCACAACCUAAAGUCUACUCGCGUCCUUCAACUUGUUUCGCUUCCUUUAAAGGCAGCGCCGCAACGGUAGCAUCAUGUCUGGAGAAGCUGAGCCGCGACGCUCAAUCCGAGCGACCAAGGGCCAGCAUACGAAAUCCUUCGAUGAGCUCGAGCAAGCACCGGCCCCGAAGCGACGACAAUCCAAGAAGUCCCGAAAGGCACUCGAGCAAGAGGAACUCGAGCAAUCAGAGGAGCCCGAAGUCAUUCGCUGCGUAUGCGGCGCGAACGAGCAGGACCAAGAUUCUGGAGAGGCAUGGAUCUCUUGCGAAACUUGUUUCGCGUGGCAGCAUAACGUCUGUGUAGGUGUUAGUUCCUUCGAGGAUGAAAUUCCCGAGAACUACUGGUGCGAGCAAUGCCGCCCACAAGAUCAUACAGAGCUCCUCGCAGCAAUGGCAAAGGGAGAACAACCGUGGCUAGACCGGAGAAAGACACAUGAAGAAGAAGUGGCGAACCGAAAGAAGAAGGGCGGCAAACGUGGACGCGGCAAACGCAACAGCGACACCAAGGACGACGCGCGCAACGCCAAAGCGUCUCCUACGCCAGAUGCCAGUGUCAAGCCAGCAGUGAAGCCGGGCAAGCGAAAAUCACGGGAUGAAUCCAACGACGCCGAUGGCAAACUGCCCAAACUUCGACGAGUCUCGCACGCUGAAUCUGUCGGUGUACAGGUCAAGUACUCGCCUCCUCCCGACCUGGUCACUGAUCUCAGCCAACUACCAGCAACCAGAGCCGGCCCUAUCAAAGCUCUCACCAAAUCAUUGGUCCAUGUCGCUACAGCCCUUCAUAAGGAGGGUGACUUGGACAUACCCGCAGACACUACAGUGGAAAAGAUUGCCGAGACGUAUGCGCUCCAGAUUGAAAGGGCCGUGUUCGAUACCCACCCAUCCACCAAGGGGCAAAAGGAAUAUGCGCAACAAGUCAAGGCGUUGACUUUUAACCUCAAGAAUAACCCUGAGCUGUUUGAAGGUCUGGUUGAGAGCUAUCACUCGCCUGCUACUCUCGCCGUCAUGACAACGGAGGCGAUGGCCUCUUCGGAAAUGCAGAAGCAGACGGCGGAGAUGAAGGCCAAGGCCGAAAAGCAGUCCAUUCUAUACACUGGCGACAAUGGGCCUCGCGUCCGCCGCACACACAAGGGCGAGGAAGUAGUGGAAGACGAAACUAUGGCCAACAAUGGCGAACACCGCAUGCCGACGUCCGGUGGUGGUGCUCGCCGUGGUGGUGGCACGGCUACACCUACAGCACCAGCCAUCAAGCGCGAAUCCAUCAGCAUCGACCACGCUAGCUUACCAGCAGCUUCACCUACUCGCAGCGACGGUCAACGGUCUCCAAGUCAAAGCAAUUUUGAUAUUUCAAAGGUAUUCUCGAAAGUCAAAUCGCCAACUGCGACGGAACGCCGCCGCCCAUCUGGUCCAUCCAUCAACGUCAGCGGGCCAGGCUUCGAUCCUGAAGUUGACCGUCUAUUGGAAGACGAGACGGAGUCCCCUCCUUAUUCGCCUACGGAAGACACACAGGAUCCCGAUGUGAUUUGGAAGGGAUCUCUGGCCAUGAGCUCGAUUGCCGACUUCCACGCUGUUGGAAAACACGUUGGCGGUGCUAACUUUGCCUCUUUCAGCUCGUGGUCCAAGUUGAUUCCGCAGCGUAUGACGGUGGCCGGCCGGAUAACCGAGCAAAACGCCAUUGAAUACCUCUGCAGUCUCCGAUACAGCAACUUGACAGACAUUGUAGUUGUCAACCUCACGCCUGCUUCCCCAGGCUCACAGCCCGAAUUCAAAGCGCUGAUCGACUACUUCCUCAGCAAGGGCCGCUACGGUGUGGUUGGAAACAAGGUCGCCGGCAACGUCCGCGAUACAUAUCUUGUUCCGGUCCGCGCAGGCGAGAACGGACACCCAGAAUUCAUGCUCAACCUUGUGGACAACUUCAUCCCCACAACACGUACCGAAGAUAUGCUCCUCGCUGUCUUUGUAUACCGCAACGAACCCACCGAAUUUUCCCUCUCCAACAACGGCCAAGCUGCUCCCGCACCUUUGGCACAGGCACCCAGCGUUCCUGGAUCCAAGACUACAACUGCUGUACCCGUCGCUGCUGCUGCCGCUGCCGCACCUCGUCCUAUUGCGCCUGUCCCGGGCCCCAACGGGCAACACGCUCGCCCUCCUCAACCUGUCUCCAUCCCUCAUCACGCACAGCAACCCCUCCCUCAUGCGCCAGCCAUGCCUUCCAAGGCCGUCCACCAGCUGCCGCCAAACCACCAAAUCUCCUCCAACGACAUCUACCAACGACAACAGGCUGGCGAGAGACUCGCUAGAGAAAUCCUCGGCCCGUUUAUCAGUGUUCCCACGGCCCAGUUCCUCCUCCCCCAGGCGUUCCAGAUGCAGCAGAAGGAGUGGGAGACUGUGCGUGGCGUCUAUGAGCGAGACCCCAAGGCUCGAGAGGACCUCAAGUAUCUUAGUAUGCUUCUUGAAAAGGAGCCCAGCAAAGCCGCGGUGCCUGGUGCUCCUGCGGUCCCUAGGGCUGCCUAAUUUUCUAAUUUAUCUUUUUGAAUGGCAAUAGGUAGUUGGGGUUUUGCUCUUUUCUGUUCUGUACUGUACAUUUAUGGGUGGGCAAUUUUUUGAAGCGGGCAAGGCAAAAAGCUGACAUGAUCUUCUUAUGUACUGAUUAAUUUCACAAAUACCACUCUCUUGUUGAGUACUAUACACACCAAUACCAGGUUCCCCUUUUUUAUUUAUAACUCGUGAAAGAUUCUGUAUUGAUCCUUUGGAUAUCUCCGUGAUUUAAAAAAAACAAAAACUCAUGUACGCCGUGAAUGCCAUUUCGUAACCUUUAUAAUACCCUUUCUUCUCAUGAUUUGAUGAGCGCAUCAAGCGCUGUCCAUGAAUCCUUUGCCUCUUUAUCCUCUGACGCCUUCUUCUCUGUAUCCGUAGCUUCUACGUUUGCCGCUGCUUUGUCCUUCUUAGGCUCUGCAGCAGCGCCUAAGCUGCCGAGACCUUCAAGCACACGCUUUGCCUUGUCCACUUGGGUCUGAAUGGCUGCAGUUUCUGCUCUAGUUCGGUCAAGAUGGUCUUCCAUCAUCUUAAUGGCCGAUUCACGCGCCUGAUGCGGGCGGUACUCGUUGAGGAUGUGGUGGAUGUUGAUAAAGAUCGUGCGCAGGUCCUGGACCUUGUGUUCAGCGUGGGAGGGGUUCCGCGACAUGAUGCCCGCGAGCUCUAGGAAGUUGAGGAGGAGAGACUUGGUCAGCUUCUUAAGCUCAAACGCGCGGUCCUGCGGCUUCGCGUCCUUUGUGUUGGCGGAUGCUCUAGCUGGCAGGUUCAAGAUGCCCUGGUCCUCGAGAGUGGGUAGUUCGUCGUCGAGCUAGCACGGGCAAGUUGUUAGCUGCGG
This is a messenger RNA of [Torrubiella] hemipterigena, 3947 nucleotides long. The record is from the annotation of a GenBank genome assembly. Lineage: Eukaryota; Fungi; Ascomycota; Sordariomycetes; Hypocreales; Clavicipitaceae.